CUCACACCGAGUAUUGGAGCUGUAUUCGCUAGCUAUCUACUAGCUAGCUAGUACUAGUUAGCUAAUUGUGGGCUACCCCGGCAAGGACAUCUCAAAGUGAACUUGGACGUGAAGACGUGAAGUAAGGGUUGUGUGCAGCAAAAGCGAUUGACACAGUUUUAUCUAUUGCCUCCCAUCCCUCUCGGAGACUGUUUGCUUCCCUUGAUAGAUCCAGUUUCUUUCGGCACACAAUUUCAAUUGAGAGAAACUUGCAUCCAAAUUUUGCUCGAUACCACAAUUGAAUCAUCAGCCAUGACAUCCAAGAAAACUUCCAGAAAAUCGCCCGAUGGCCUUGGCGAUGAACGCCCUCGCUCCGGAAAGUGGACCAAAGAGGAGGAAGCAUAUGUGGAUCUUUUGAUCGAAGAGUUUCGUUCCGGCGCCUUGCCCCUCCGUGAAGGCACGACCCUCCGCAGUUUCCUCUCCAAAAUGGUCAACUGCAACCCCAAGAGAGUAUCUAAAAAGUAUGAGAACACCAACUACAAUGGCAAGCACAAGUACGAGCCAUCGACCAUCCCAAUGAGCAUGGCGCAGAUGAAGCGGCGUCGUGACAGACUCCAAGAGUCUGAAAGGCGAUUCCUCAGGGCCUUGGAGAGAGUGUCAGAUGAUACUGACCUUGAAGAACCAGAAAUGGAAGCCCAUGACAACGAGGCCGCCAUGGCAGGUCCUGACGCAAAGAUCGAAGCCUCUACACUGACUGUACCCGAGAAACAAGACCAGGCUUUGGCUGCCAUGCUUCAGCAGCAACAAAGGCUUGCUGGUUCUCUUGUGGAUGGGUAUCAGGCUGCUGGUAGUAAGAGAAAUUCCCUUGUGGAUGGGUAUCAGGUUGCUGGCAGCAAGAGACCUUCGUUGGUUGAUGGCUUUCAAGGUGUUGGCAGCAAGCGAUCUUCGUUCAUCGAUGGGUAUCAAGGUGCUGGCAGCAAGAGACCUUCAUUGGCUGAUGGAAUGCAAGGUGCUGGAAGCAAGAGACCUUCGCUGAUGGAUGGGUAUCAAGACCUCCUCUCAAGAGACAUCCACUCCCGGAUGGACCUUGCAAACCACUUGUCGGGGACAGGAGCAGGAGCCACAGGACCUGAUAUGCGUGAUUUGUCCCUAUCAAACACGGCCAACAUGUCACUCACACUUCCAUCAUCCGCCUUUGCUUCGCCUAACCCCACGAACAAGCCACAAGUUGGUGGUGGAACGGGAAGCACUCUUCAUCAUUUGGCCCAUUACGACUUUUUGUCAGCGCUCAACAAACAGAGUGCACAGGCUGUUGCUGCCAAUGGUUCCAUGUGUGGCAUGCAAGGUCAAUUGGACAAGAUGAGGCAUUCCGAUCUUGCAGAAGAUCCCCUCAUGCGGCAGGUACGCAUCCAGCAACAGGCGGCUGUUGAGCAGCGUGCUCAGCGGUUGCUGUUGGAUCAGAGCAACGCCGAAGGAGGAAUUCAGCAACAGGGAUUCCCUCGUCAACCCUACUUGGGACAAGCAAGUCAAGACGGCGCUCUCAAACGAGCCGCUGGCGAUCUGCCCUUUCCUCCCAACAGGGCCGACUUGGCAUUCCCGUCUCUUCCUCCAGCAGAGGCGGAAAGGCGACGCCACCUUCGUCCCUCGGCUCUUGACCAUCUCUCCCCACUCCACAUUGCGUCUCUACAACGAGCCGGUGUUACCCAGGGACUCCCUGCCAGCAGCCGAGAUGUGCUGAGAGGACAGGGGCAGCACGGUACCAACCGUGCUCCAGGCUCCAACCUGGUCUCCGAGCUCGGCAUGAUCGAGAGCCUAAAACGGGAACAUGACUUGCUAGACAGCAGCUACUUGAGGCCAUUCAAGCGCCUUCGAUGAGUACAAGGGCUCUGGGCGACAAAACAGGGAAUGAGUGUAUCUUCGACGGCUGAUAGACGCGACAGCUGUGACUGCAUAAAAACAUAACCACUAUGCACGUAUAAGUUUUAUAACAUGUUUCUGAUUUG
Messenger RNA from Seminavis robusta, 1982 nucleotides. The record is from the annotation of a GenBank genome assembly. NCBI's taxonomy places the organism in Eukaryota, Bacillariophyta, Bacillariophyceae, Naviculales, Naviculaceae.